This is a messenger RNA of Pieris brassicae (large cabbage white), 1828 nucleotides long. RefSeq lists its product as uncharacterized. Gene Ontology annotation, biological process: proteolysis. Lineage: Eukaryota; Metazoa; Arthropoda; Insecta; Lepidoptera; Pieridae. The record is from RefSeq and is a predicted model, not a curated record. Gene Ontology annotation, molecular function: serine-type endopeptidase activity. The coding region runs from base 25 to 1806 and encodes 593 amino acids. The transcript is spliced from 11 exons.
UAAUUUCGAAAUCGUGUUAGCACCAUGAAGGUCUUGAUUGUCUUAGCAACUAUUACUGCGUUCGCUGUUGGUGACGUUAUCAGGGAUGUCCCUGAGUGGAGUACAUCAUGGAACUACAUGGAGAGGAUCGGUAUCCCCGAAGCUGAGAGAAUCCGGAAAGCAGAGGAGAAGUAUUUGUCUUCGAGAAUCGCUGGAGGAGCUCCCGCUACAAUAGGCGAAUUCCCAUACCAGGCUGGUUUGAUUGGGGACAUUAGAAAUGUGCAAGGGCAAGGUGUAUGCGGUGGAUCCCUGAUUUCAGCUAAUCGCGUGGUAACUGCUGCUCACUGCUGGUUCGACGGAACUAACCAGGUUUGGAGAUUUGAGGUAGUCCUCGGUUCUGUGCUACUCUUCAGCGGCGGUACCAGGAUCUAUUCCGAAGACGUUGUUAUGCACGCUAACUGGUGGCCGUCUCUUAUACGUAACGAUAUUGCGGUGAUACGUCUACCUGAAAGCGUCAGUUUAUCGGAAACCAUUUCACCGAUCGCUUUACCUUCAUUCCUGGAGACCUUUGACAACUUUACUGGACAGACAGCUGUGGCUUCUGGAUACGGUCUCACUGGGGACAAUGUAGGACUUUCCCGAGACCAAUUCUUGAGCGGUGUAUCAGUGCCAGUGAUCACCAACGAAGUUUGCCGCAAUUCCUACCCUCUUAAUGUAGUCGAUUCCAACAUAUGCAUCAGUGGUGCUGGUGGAAAGAGCACAUGCCGCGGGGAUUCUGGUGGUCCCCUCGUUGUCACAAAGAACGGCAAACAAAUCUUGAUCGGUAUUACAUCUUUUGGAUCGCGAUGGGGCUGCACUAUUGGCUUCCCAGCUGCUUUCGUCAGAGUCACAUCUUUCUUGGACUUCAUUAAUAAUAACUUGAUGACAUUAUUAAUAAUUUUUAAAACAUUCAAAAUGAAAUUGUUCGUGGCUUUGCUUAUACUGCCUUUUGCAUGUGCGAAAAGUUUAGAUGACCUGUCUCCGUACGGAUACAUUUCAAAAUACGCGAUCCCAUUAGCAGAGAAACUUGAAAAAGCUGAAGAUGCUGCCGUAAACAACCUGUCAGGGAGGAUUGUAGGAGGCGAAGCUGCGAAGCUUGGAGACCAUCCCUAUCAAGCUGGCAUGAUUUCGGAUAUUGUCAAUAUGACGGGACGUGGUGUCUGUGGAGGUUCACUGCUUUCUGCUAACAAAGUCCUAACGGCUGCCCACUGUUGGUACGAUGGUCGCAACCAAGCCUGGAGAUUCACAGUCGUUCUUGGUUCCGUAUACCUUUUCCAUGGAGGAGUGAGGAUCCAGACUUCAGACGUGGUAACGCACCAAUGGUGGUUCCCAUUACUGGCCCGGAAUGACGUCGCUAUUGCUACUCUUCCGGAAAACAUUGCCUUUACAGAUAAUAUUAGCCCUGUGUCUCUACCAAAUAUUCUGGAAAUUUUUGAAAACUUCGUCGAUGAACAAGCCACUGCUUCUGGAUACGGAUUAACUGUAUCAGGCGGAAAUCUUUAUCAAAACCAAUCUCUGAACCACGUCACUCUCCGAGUACUUUCCAAUGACGUUUGUAGUUCGAUCUUCCCUAUACACGUGGUCGAUUCUACGAUUUGUACCAGUGGACUUGGAGGAACUAGUACCUGCCAGGGUGACUCUGGUGGUCCCCUUGUAGUUCGGAGAGGCGAGAGGCGUGUGUUGAUUGGUGUCACGUCAUUUGGUAUCGCUCUAGGCUGUGAUAUUGGCUUUCCUGCUGCCUUUGCUAGAGUGACGUCGUUCCUCAGCUUCAUCAACGAAAACUUGUAAUGAUGCAAUCUCUCUCAAAAAC